Octodon degus (degu) is the source of this 730-nucleotide messenger RNA. RefSeq names its product mitochondrial ribosomal protein L54 (gene Mrpl54). The transcript is spliced from 3 exons. Gene Ontology annotation, cellular component: mitochondrial large ribosomal subunit. The coding region runs from base 50 to 469 and encodes 139 amino acids. NCBI's taxonomy places the organism in Eukaryota, Metazoa, Chordata, Mammalia, Rodentia, Octodontidae. Gene Ontology annotation, molecular function: structural constituent of ribosome. The record is from RefSeq and is a predicted model, not a curated record.
GACGUCUCUCCCGGAAACGUGCGCGUGAAAGACGUGGUCGGGAUACGUCAUGGCGGCCAGACGCCUUUUCAUGGCUACCCGUACGUGGGCUGCCUGGGAACCCCGGGAGCUCCCAGACUUCGCUACUCCUGUUAGACUCUUGGUUCGAGAUUAUGCCAAGAAGCCAGCAGUCAUGAAGGGAUCCAAAGGCGCCAAAGGCGGGGUGGUCAGCGAGGCCCUGAAGGACCCAGACGUGUGCACAGACCCUGUCCGGCUCACCACGCACGCCAUGGGUGUCAACAUCUAUAAGGAGGGCCAGGACGUGGUCCUCAAGGCGGAUGCCGAGUACCCAGAGUGGUUGUUCCACAUGAACGUGGGCCCCCCCAAGAAGCUGGAGGAGCUGGACCCCGAAACUCGAGAGUACUGGCGACUGCUUCGGAAACAGAACAUCUGGCGGGAAAACCGGCUAAACAAGAACAGGAAGUUCUAAUGGGCCAGGAGGGCAUGGUGUGCCCUUGUCCUCCAAAGACUGUUUUCUUGGAGAAAACGGACUUGCCAGGAUCAAAGGAGGCCCCAGCCUGGUGGGCGGUCCGCAGUGAGGCUGGACCAGGCCUGGGCCCUUAAGAGCUCUAGGCUGGCGCAGUGGUGCACCCCUGAGCCUGAGGCAGGAGGUGCAUGAGUUCGAGACCAGCCUGGGCAACUUAGAAGCAAGAGCCUGUCUCAGUGCCACAAUAAAAAGACGACCUCUCUC